Molecule: messenger RNA, 1959 nt
Organism: Exophiala spinifera
Lineage: Eukaryota; Fungi; Ascomycota; Eurotiomycetes; Chaetothyriales; Herpotrichiellaceae
Exons: 1
Coding region: 1-1959 (652 amino acids)
Molecular function (GO): heme binding; oxidoreductase activity, acting on paired donors, with incorporation or reduction of molecular oxygen; monooxygenase activity
Source: RefSeq, a predicted model, not a curated record
AUGAGCUUCUCACAGGAAAGCUAUGUGACCAUCCUUCGACGCACCAUCACCUCGUUUCUCACAACACACCCGUUUUUGGCGGCUCUCACAGCUCUCGUUGCCCUCUGCAUCAUCACGCGAAUCUUCUCAGGACUCGAACUCAAAGCAAGCACCAAACAGCGACAGAGCCGAAAUUCACCAACCGCCACUCCGCCUCCACUUCUUCCCUACUGGAUUCCAUGGCUCGGUCAUGGGCUCAACUUCGCGCUCGGCGGCAACGACUUCCUCACCCAAGCAUCCAAGUCGCUGGGUGCACAUGGCUCGAUCUUCACGCUGUGGAUGGCGAACAGCAAACACCACGUCGUCACCGUACCGGGCAUUGAGAAACAACUGAUAUCCCGAGAAGCGCCGCUGACAUCGGAACCCUUCAUCUACCGUAUCAUGGAGAAGUUCUGGGGUGACGGGGGCUCGGUACGAGCGACCGACCCCGCUGCAGUCUGGGGACCUAUCCAUGGCGCACUCAACGCCUUGAUGCGCGAGGACUUUGUAGCCAGCGCGCUCAGCGACACAGUCAAAGCUCUCGAGACCGGCACGUGGAACCUGAUCUCCGGGCUGGACUCGCCCGUCGACCAGACCAUAUGGGAGCGCGAGGCGGACGUCCAAAUUGUGUCGCGAGGGUCGAGAAGCGACAACGACGACUCGCUUUUCGUCGCCGAAGCCGAGCUCUGGCAACUCAUGCGGUACUUUGUAGGCGAGAUCGCCACGACGGUCCUCAUGGGCCGCGACUUUCUACAGAACCACCCGGCCUUCAUGCACGACCUGUGGGAACUGGACGAGAAGUUCAACCUCUUCGUCGCCGGCGUGCCGGGGUGGUUUCCCAGCAUGGCGGCCGCGGCCGGUGCACGCGAACGCGUCCUCGCGGCGAUCGCGGACCACCACGACGCCAUGUUCAAGUUCCUCGACGGCGGUGACCAAGACCCCGGGUCGCGCUGGGCCGACAUGUCGGACGUGAGCCCCGUCAUCGUCAAGCGCGCCGUCGAGUUUCGCAAGGCCGGUGGCUCGCGGCGCGCGUGGACCACAGGCAACGCGGCCAUCGUCUGGGUCAUGAACAUCAACUCCAACGCCGUCAUCUUCUGGAUGAUCUGGUACAUUUUCAGCGACGCCUCUCUCGUCGACGAGCUCCGCAGGGAGCUCGCGCCGUACGUCCGCUUCGUGCCGCCGCCGACGCCGCGAGACACCGGGCUGCCUAUACGAGAGGCGCCGCGGCUGAAGAUCGAGCUGGGUGCGCUGUGGACGAAAUGUCCGUUGCUCAAGGGCGCGUUUUUCGAGACGAUGCGUCUCGAGGCCGCGAGCAUGAGCUACAAGAAGAUUGUCGAGGACUUUGUCGUGUCCGAGUCCGAAGACGACGCCAGGAUGCUGGGCAAAUCCGAACCGGAGAGGUUCUUGCUACGGAAGGGCGAGUUCGUGUGUAUACCGCACGGCGUCCACCAGACCGAUGAAAAGUAUUUCCGCGACCCGACGAGAUUUGAUCCCCGGCGGUUCUGGGCCAAGGAGGAUGAUGGCGUCGACGUUGAUGUCGUCACCUCCAACGAUGACGAUGGGGAGGAAGAAGAAGAAGAAGAAGAGGAAGGAGGAGGAGGAGGAGGAGAGAACAAAUCUUCCACUGCUACUACUGCUACUUCUAGACCUACCAAUCCGGAGGCGCAAACGGGAACAGGAAUGGGAAACUACGGCGCGAGUCCAAGACAGGUCGAUUAUGGCACGAUGCGCGUCUGGGGAGGCGGGAAGCACAUGUGCAAGGGCAAGACGUUUGCGGAACGAGAGGUCUUGCUGUUCGUCGCGGCCGUCGUCAUGCAGUGGGACAUGGCGCCCGUUGGAAACGGUGGGAGGUGGGUUCACCCUGGGAGAAAGCCCGGAGGCGGUGCCGUGAAUCCUGUCGAGCCUGUCCGUGUCAGGAUGAGGCGUAGAGAGGGGUGGUGA